AGUAGGAAUGGAAACUUCAGUUGAUAAUGUGUUAGCUCCUGAAGCUGUCUUGUCAAUUAUUGACAAAAAUCUAAAACCAUCAGAAGGGAGGGAAGGUUCUAUUACAGUACUUGGUUCAAGUCAAGACGCUUUGGCAGCAUUAACUCAUGCAAUUAUGCAAGCCGUAGGUUUUCGACUUGUUGGGCUUGGCGAGGAAGACAGCUUGGAAGAGGCUGAUCGUGACAUUAUUAAAAGGGAUUCUGAAGGCAAUAUUAUAGGAUUACCGAAAGAGUGGAAUGAACAAGGUCCUAAUUCAUAUGCUUUUCGAUACAAACACCCACAAUCAUCAUUCACAUUUUUGAUCAAAUGCAUGCGAUUAUCUAAUAAGUUUAUAAUUCACGGUAUGGGAAUUGAGGAUAAUAAGACAACAACAUUGGAAUUAAUCACGGAUGACUAUACUUCUCCAUCGUUUUUCCCAUACACAUCCGAAAAGUAUCAUGAAGAACCUAUGAUUAAUGGGUAUAUAUCAACAAGUCGUAUCAAAGAUCUGAUCAACCUUUAUAAAAUAAAUAUUGUGCAAAAAUUAAUUCCAGGGUUAAAUAAACCUGGAUAUGAAGAAACCAGAACUACGUCAGCGACCACUUCUAAUCCUAGUACUCGUCAACAAGAACCUUAUAAUGAUCCCUUACGCGUUCCAACACGUCAACCACCACGCUUUCAACCACCGAUCUUCGAUGAUCCAUACGGUGGUGAUGAACCAUCAAGUUUCAAUCCCUUCAGCGUUGGUCAAGAUGAUUUAGAUCCACUUGGCUCGAAUCCAAUUUAUGGGCCACCAAGAUUUGGCGGUGGUGGAAUUCAACCCUUAGGAGGUGUUGGAGGUAAUGGGAUGUAUGUAGGGCCAGAUCAUCCUAUAUUUGGACAACGAGUUCCUCCUGGUGGCCGUGGUGGACCGCAACCGCUUCCAAGAGGAUCCGUUCCACCUGGUGCUAGAUUUGAUCCAAUUGUACCAUUUGGACCUGGGGGGCCUGCUCCAGGACGAGGUCGAUUUAGUCGGCCGCGAGGAGAUCCAUUUAGCGGUGAACCUGAUAACGAUGAGGUUUCUCCUCCGGGGUACAAUGAUAUGUUCAUGUAA
Funneliformis mosseae is the source of this 1111-nucleotide messenger RNA. NCBI's taxonomy places the organism in Eukaryota, Fungi, Glomeromycota, Glomeromycetes, Glomerales, Glomeraceae. The record is from the annotation of a GenBank genome assembly.